UAUAUUUCAUAUCCUCAAAACCUUAUCAACAUAUUCUUGCCAUUUUGUGAAGGCCUUCUAGCAAAAAAGAAUGAAGCUCUUCCUGGUUCUUCUCAUCUCCAUCAUCCUCUUCUUUCUCCAACCAUUUGAGGGGUUGGGGGAUUCAGCUCCAAGGAGCAAUGAUGCUGCUGCUACUCUUUCUUCACCAACAUUAGUUGGCAAUCAAAACAGUAGUGAUGUUAUAUCCAUUGAUAAGAAACACAACCAUCAUCACCAUCCUGCCAAGAAGGUCAUGAUAAAUUGUGGGUUGGAAUGCAAGAGAAGGUGCAAGGAAACGUCGAGGAAGAAGGUGUGCCACAGAGCCUGCAAGGCAUGUUGCCAGAAGUGCCAUUGUGUUCCUCCUGGAACUUACGGCCACAAGCAUGUCUGCCCUUGCUAUGCCAAGCUCAAAACCCAUGGCGGCAAGCCCAAAUGCCCCUAGUUUGGGUCAUUCUAGUGAUUUGCUAUUGCAUAGUCAUCACCAUAUGUCUAGUAUUUACAUGUGUUUGAUCCUUGUUGGUUAUUGGACAAGUACUACUAGUACUACUUUGUCGCAUCGACUGAUCGGUCAUUCUGUUAUUGAUAUCUGAUCGUUGUAACCAACUUUAGUUGGUUGAUCUCUACUCAAUACGAAGAAUAAUGAAAGAGGAGAAUAAAGCGGUCUUUCUGGCUGGGAAUUUCAAAGUAGUUCUCCUAUCUAUAAAGAGAUGACUCAAUUGCAUGUUGUUGAUAAUGAGUUCAAUAGAUUCAUCGUCAAUGAAGCUUGAUGUAAAUGGAACCAUAUUAAAAUUAGCGAU
This is a messenger RNA of Linum tenue, 815 nucleotides long. NCBI's taxonomy places the organism in Eukaryota, Viridiplantae, Streptophyta, Magnoliopsida, Malpighiales, Linaceae. The record is from the annotation of a GenBank genome assembly.